Scomber scombrus (Atlantic mackerel) is the source of this 1175-nucleotide messenger RNA. It is a transcript of the gene cetn3, whose product is annotated as centrin 3. Gene Ontology annotation, molecular function: microtubule binding; calcium ion binding. Gene Ontology annotation, biological process: spindle pole body duplication. Gene Ontology annotation, cellular component: microtubule organizing center. NCBI's taxonomy places the organism in Eukaryota, Metazoa, Chordata, Actinopteri, Scombriformes, Scombridae. Bases 107 to 610 code for a protein of 167 amino acids. The record is from RefSeq and is a predicted model, not a curated record. The transcript is spliced from 5 exons.
GAUCUGUUGCUGUUUUAGUUCCGCAUUGAAAUCUGAUUUUAACCUUCAAAUAAACGUUACAAUACGUUUUAAAAAAAAUCUUAUUAAGGUUUAAAAUCCUCCCAGGAUGAGUCUGUCUCUAAGAAAUGAACUUUCAGCGGAUAAAACGAAGCGUAAGAAGAGACGGGAGCUCACCGAGGAUCAGAAACACGAAAUCAAAGAAGCUUUUGAGCUGUUUGACACCGACAAAGACAAAGAAAUAGAUUAUCAUGAGCUGAAGGUGGCGAUGCGAGCGCUCGGCUUCGAGGUGAAGAAAGUCGACGUCCUGAAGAUCCUUAAAGACUACGACAGAGAGGGAAACGGGAAAAUAACAUUUGAGGAUUUCAAUGAAGUUGUGACCGACCGCAUUCUGGAGCGAGACCCGAAGGAGGAGGUCAUGAAGGCCUUUAAGCUGUUUGACGACGACGAAUCAGGAAGGAUCAGCCUGAGGAACCUGAGACGAGUCGCUCGAGAGCUCGGGGAGAACGUCAGCGACGAGGAGCUGCGCAGCAUGAUCGACGAGUUCGACACUGACAGAGACGGAGAGAUAAACCAGGAGGAGUUCCUCACCAUCAUGACAGCAGACUCAUGAUGAGCUCUGAGCGAGUCUGAGGAAGUUUUUACCGACGCUGACGACAAACUGAACAUCUGUCAGUUUGUGCACGAAGAGCGACGCACAGCUUUCUGUCGAGGGUCUGAAGCCAACUUCAAUUCAUCCUAAAAUUAAAAACACAAGAGGAAUUGGACCACGUUGUGUUUCCAGAAGUCGAGCUGUGAAUCAGACAUUGUAAAUAUCAUGCUGGUCUUUACUUAAAUGUGCUAUAAGUGUCUUUUUUAUUUCAAUUAAACGGUGUGAAUUCACCUCAAAGUGCUAAAGUGUAUAACAGUGUAUAACCAUUUCAGACUUUGAUAGAUUUGAUGUCUUUAGUCUCAUCUGAUGUUCACUUUCUUAUCAAUCCUUCUUAAAUAACUGUUAAAUGUUCAAUUAGGGGCCAAUUAGUAAUUCAGUAAUUGUUUCUAUUGUUCAUUUCUGAAUUGAUUCUGUCUGUGUAUUUUUUUUAAGGAGAACAACACUGGUUGUGUUUGCCGUUUACACAACAAGUGAAUGUCUGAAUGUGUUUUAUUUAUUUUGUAUAAAAUAAAUCAGUUUGCCAGGA